Molecule: messenger RNA, 2290 nt
Organism: Ictalurus punctatus (channel catfish)
Lineage: Eukaryota; Metazoa; Chordata; Actinopteri; Siluriformes; Ictaluridae
Product: interferon-induced GTP-binding protein Mx2-like
Exons: 12
Coding region: 132-2009 (625 amino acids)
Biological process (GO): defense response to virus
Cellular component (GO): microtubule; nucleus; cytoplasm
Molecular function (GO): microtubule binding; GTP binding; GTPase activity
Source: RefSeq, a predicted model, not a curated record
GUGAAGGAACCUGUCGCUCCAAAAAAACACAGUGGAAACGGUGCUGCGUAAAAGUGCAACCGUAAUAAGAAAUAAGAUCUAAUUGUUAAUAGUUGUUGAUACUUAUUUGCCGAGUUUCUCAGCGGUCAGAGAUGAGCGCGAGCCUGAGUGAGCAGUAUGAGAAGAAGGUGCGCCCGUGCAUCGACCUGAUCGACUCCCUGCGCGCGCUCGGUGUGGAGAAGGACCUCGCGCUUCCAGCCAUCACCGUGAUCGGAGACCAGAGCUCGGGGAAGAGCUCGGUGCUGGAGGCGCUGUCCGGAGUCGCUCUGCCCCGCGGGAGUGCUAUAGUGACAAGAUGUCCGCUCGAGCUCAAGAUGAAGAAGAGCAGGAGGGAACACUUCUGGCAGGGAAAGAUCAAGUACGAUGAUUAUGAGGAAGAGAUUGGAGAUCCAGAAGAUGUGGAGCAAAUGAUUAGAAAAGCUCAGAAUGAAAUAGCUGGGACCGGCGUGGGCAUCAGUGACAAGCUCAUCAGCCUGGAGGUGACAUCACCUAACGUUCCUGACCUCACGCUCAUCGAUCUGCCUGGUAUUACCCGUGUAGCAGUCAGAGACCAACCGGAGGACAUUGGAGAACAAAUUAAGAGGCUGAUCCAAAAGUUCAUCGCAAAGCAAGACACCAUCAACCUGGUGGUAGUGCCGUGUAACGUGGAUAUCGCUACUACUGAAGCGCUGAAGAUGGCUCUGGAAGUUGAUCCAAAUGGCGAGAGAACCUUCGGCAUCCUAACGAAGCCUGACCUGGUGGAUAAAGGCUCGGAGGAGACAGUGGUGUCCAUCAUCAAUAACGAGAUCGUUUACCUCAAUAAAGGCUACAUGAUCGUCAGGUGCCGAGGACAGCAGGAGAUCAAGGACCGAAUAUCUCUGAAUGAAGCCAUCAAGAGGGAAAGGGUCUUCUUUGAAGAUCACCCACAUUUCAGAACACUGUAUGACAAUAGAAAAGCCACCAUUCCCAACCUGGCUGAGAAACUCACAAUUGAACUCGUCUUUCAUAUUGGGCGAUGCCUGCCACGACUGGAGGAGCAAAUCCAGGUGAAGUUAUCUGAAACUCAGGCUGAACUAGAUCGCUAUGGCUCAGGGACUCCUAAAGAACCAGAACAAAGGAUUUACUUCCUGACUGACAAAAUCACAGCGUUUAUUCAGGACGUCCUCAACCUGACGACUGGAGAGGAGGUGAAGAGCAUGUCAUAUAUGAACAUCUUCCCAGAUCUGCGGAAGCAGUUUGAUCUCUGGAAGAAAGAUCUAGACAGUGUAGGAGAGACAUUUAACAAGAAGAUUGAGAAGGAAAUGAAGGCGUACGAGGAAAAAUACAGAGGCAGAGAACUUCCAGGCUUCCUCAACUACAAUACCUUUGAGGUGAUAGUGAAGGGGCAGAUCAAGCAACUGGAGGAACCUGCCAUCAGGAGACUGAAGGAAAUCUCAGAUCUCAUUAGGAAGGAGUUCAGCCAACUGGCUCAUUCCAACUUCCCAGGUUUCCCCAAUAUCCUCAAAAUGGCAAAGACCAAAAUCGAGAACAUAAAGCAGGUGAAGGAGUCAGAGACUGAAUCAAUGCUCAGGACCCAGUUUAAGAUGGAGAUGAUGAUCUACACCCAAGACAAAACGCAUAACGAUAACCUGAAGAUGCUGAAGAGCAAGGAAGAAGGAAAAGAGAAACAAAAGCUUGCUCGCUCUCCUUCUCAAAGGUUGUACAAUCACUCAGACAGUGAAGGCAUUCUUGAGGAACUGACGUGCCACCUGAAGUCCUACUACAGUAUUGUGACUAAGCGCCUGGCGGACCAGGUUCCGAUGGUGAUCAGGUACAUGAUGCUUCAGGAGUCAGCGGCACAGCUGCAGAGGGAAAUGAUACAGCUCAUACAGGACAGACAUAACAUCGAGGAGCUGCUGAAAGAAGACCAUGACAUCGCCAGAAAACGGAACAACCUGCAUAGCCGCCAGAAACGGCUGACAGAGGCCCUCAAAUACCUGGCUAAGUUUUAGAGCCAAUCACAAAUUUUAACACACAAUCUGUUUUGGCAAAUUUUGGUAGAAUUCUAGGUUUUAGAAAUGAUGUAACUGUCAAUCACUGAAGGAACUGCAAAAUCCCUUUAUGUUUUUGUUUGUUACUACAUUUUCAAGGAAACACACAAAAAAAUGUCUGUUAAAGCAAUUUCUUUCUGUACGGUGCUGAGUCUGUCAUCUUGGAUUUUUUUUUUAAAGGUUUUAUACUGCUUUCUACUCCAUAUACUAGAUACACUUCCAAAUAAACAAUUUUAACGGCA